AUGGCAUCUUCAGAAAUCGGUGCAGCGGCGUCAAAGAAACUUAUUCUCAAUGCUUUUGUUGAAUCUUGCAGCGGCCAUCAGUCCCCGGGUCUGUGGGCGCACCCUAAUGACAAGUCGUGGAAUUUCAAUGACAUAAAUCACUGGGUCGAUUUGGCCAAAUUGCUUGAACGAGGAAAGUUCCAUGGCAUGUUUAUUGCCGAUGUUCUUGGCGCAUAUGAUGUAUACAAGGGACCUCAUAAUCCAGAUCCGGCCAUAGUGUCGGGCGCGCAAUGGCCAGUCAAUGAGCCUCUUGCCGUCGUCCCAGCCAUGGCGGCAGCCACCAAGAACCUAGGCUUUGGAGUAACAAUAGCUACGACUUAUGAACAGCCUUAUCACCUGGCCCGCAGACUGAGCACCGUGGAUCAUCUCACCCGUGGAAGAUUGGGAUGGAAUAUCGUUACCGGCUACCUUGAUUCGGCAGCACGGAACCUCGGCCACGCAGAACAGCCGCAACAUGACAAGAGGUAUGAGAUUGCCGAGGAAUAUGUCGAGGUCACUUACAAACUUUGGCAAUCCUCCUGGAGAGACGAUGCUGUCAAGCUUGAUCGAGAGAAGCGGAUCUACACGGACCCGUCACUGGUUCGUCAGAUUAACCAUGUCGGCGAGUAUUACAAUGUGCCGGGGCCGCACAUUUGUCAACCGUCGCCGCAGCGCACGCCUGUGAUCAUGCAAGCUGGAACAUCCAAAGCAGGCAAAGCUUUUGCCGCGAGGAAUGCCGAAGCCAUAUUUGUGGCAGGCCAUAGUCCCAUCGUCGUUGCCAAAAACAUUGCCGAAAUUCGACUCAUGGCCAAAGAGCAGUUCAAUCGAGACCCCAGCACCAUCAAGUUUCUGGCGCUUCUCUGUCCGAUCAUCGGAAAGACUCAGGAAGAAGCGCAAGCCAAGUACGACGACUUGAUUCAGUAUGGAUCCGAAGAUGGCGCCCUCGCCCUGUUUGGCGGCUGGACUGGCAUCGACCUGGCAAAAUACGGCGACGACGAGGAGCUUCGUCAUGUAGAGUCCAACGCGAUCCGUUCUGCCGUUGAAGGAUGGUCCAAGUCGAGCCCAGGAGUGCCAAAAUGGACCAAACAUACCGUGGCAAACCACAUCAAGAUUGGAGGUCUCGGCGCAACCGUCAUUGGAACACCAGAGCAUGUCGCUGAUGAAAUGGAGAGAUGGGUCCGCGAAGCAGAUGUUGAUGGGUUCAAUUUGGCAUAUGCGCUCAUGCCAUACUCUUUUGAAGAUGUGAUAGAAGAUCUAUUACCGGUUUUGAGGAAGAGGGACCUGUUCUGGAAUGACUAUGCCGUCGAUGGGGGAACGUACCGAGAGAAUCUAUAUGGUAAAGAAGGUGUCUCUCGACCGCCCUCUGACCACCCAGCAGCGCAGUAUCAUUGGAAAGCAGAGUAG
Molecule: messenger RNA, 1422 nt
Organism: Pestalotiopsis fici W106-1
Lineage: Eukaryota; Fungi; Ascomycota; Sordariomycetes; Amphisphaeriales; Sporocadaceae
Exons: 3
Coding region: 1-1422 (473 amino acids)
Molecular function (GO): monooxygenase activity; oxidoreductase activity, acting on paired donors, with incorporation or reduction of molecular oxygen
Source: RefSeq, a predicted model, not a curated record